Molecule: messenger RNA, 804 nt
Organism: Hippopotamus amphibius kiboko
Lineage: Eukaryota; Metazoa; Chordata; Mammalia; Artiodactyla; Hippopotamidae
Gene: CCDC169
Product: coiled-coil domain containing 169
Exons: 9
Source: RefSeq, a predicted model, not a curated record
AUGGCAUAUCAGAGGAAUGGGUUUUUACAUAAGGAUGGAAGAGUAGUGAUCCUGAAAGCAGCAUUAGAAGUGGAGAGGAUUCCUGAACCUCCUGACUCAAAGGAGCAGGGGUUCUACAGAGAAACUAGAAAACAAAACCGGGCGGGCGUGGGUGAUCUCCGGCCUGACACUGUGGAGGAAGGGAUAGGCGACAACUUGGACGGUGUGAGCACCGAGCGCCUUAAACUGGAGUUACUGGAAGAAAUCCACCUGAAGGAUAUAGUGCAACUCUCAGUGAUUGAAAUAAGACACAAGAUAGUGGAACUGGAAGCCAAACUCAAUACUGACGAUGAAGGUGGUGAAUGGAAAACCCAUUAUGAGACACAACUUGAACUAGAAAAGCAAAUUGUUUCUCUCAAAGAGAAAAUGGAAGAAACCCGUGGAAAUCCUUCAGCCAGACUGUCUUUUAUUUGAAUCCAUGAACAGAUGCCGGUGGAAUCCUUAAAUGCAUUACUUAAAGAACUAGAGAAAGAAAAAAGGAGUCUUGAAAAUCACGUGAAAGACUACGCACUGAGACUGGAACAAGAGUCAAAGGCUUACCACAAGACCAACAAUGAGCGCCGUACAUACCUUGCUGAAAUGUCUCAGGUCUCUGGCUCAUCCCAGGUUUCUAAAAGGCAACAGAUGGAUCAACUGCCUAGAAUGAGAGAGAAUCUAGUGAAAACAGGAAGAUGUAAUUCAGUUACUCAGAAGACAAUGAAUGCCAUGAGAGGAUCAGUGAAAAAGAUUUCAAGAUCAAACCAUCUUCCAAAACUUAAUCUGUGA